Molecule: messenger RNA, 414 nt
Organism: Chaetomium globosum CBS 148.51
Lineage: Eukaryota; Fungi; Ascomycota; Sordariomycetes; Sordariales; Chaetomiaceae
Exons: 2
Coding region: 1-414 (137 amino acids)
Biological process (GO): double-strand break repair via break-induced replication; mitotic DNA replication initiation; DNA strand elongation involved in DNA replication
Cellular component (GO): nucleus; MCM complex
Molecular function (GO): single-stranded DNA binding; ATP binding; single-stranded DNA helicase activity
Source: RefSeq, a predicted model, not a curated record
AUGGACGACGUCAAAAAGGGCAUUCUUCUGCAGAUGUUUGGUGGAACCAACAAGACCUUUGAGAAGGGGGCGAGCCCCAAGUACCGUGGGGACAUCAACGUCCUGCUCUGCGGUGACCCAUCAACCUCAAAGUCGCAAAUUCUGUCCAUUUUGGCCUCGGCCAACCCGAUCGGCAGUCGUUACAACCCGGACAUGUCAGUGCCGCAGAACAUCGACCUUCCCCCUACUUUGCUCUCUCGUUUCGACCUGGUUUACCUCAUCCUCGACCGGGUCGACGAAAAGGCCGACCAACGGUUGGCGCGCCAUCUGCUCUCCAUGUAUCUCGAGGACAAGCCCGAGUCAGCACAGAGCGACAAGGACGUCCUUGGUAAGCCGAACCCCCUCCUUUCUUCUCCCCCACAAACCCAGUACUAA